Emys orbicularis (European pond turtle) is the source of this 1266-nucleotide messenger RNA. RefSeq names its product nucleoredoxin (gene NXN). The coding region runs from base 1 to 1266 and encodes 421 amino acids. Gene Ontology annotation, biological process: negative regulation of Wnt signaling pathway; negative regulation of protein ubiquitination. The transcript has 8 exons. Gene Ontology annotation, cellular component: nucleus. The record is from RefSeq and is a predicted model, not a curated record. Lineage: Eukaryota; Metazoa; Chordata; Testudines; Emydidae. Gene Ontology annotation, molecular function: thioredoxin-disulfide reductase (NADPH) activity.
AUGGCGGGCGCGCUGGCGGAGGUGCUGGGCGAGGUGCUGGUGGCCCCGGACGGGGAGGAGGUGGCGGUAGCGGCGCUGGCCUCCCGCGGGGUCUCGCUGGUCGGGCUCUACUUCGGCUGCAGCCUGAGCGGCCCCUGCGCGCAGGUCGGCGCCAGCCUGGCCGCCUUCUACGGGCGCUUCAGGGGGGAGGCGGCCGGGGCCGGGGCGCAGCGGCUCGAGAUCGUCUUCGUGUCGGCGGAGCAGGAGCAGCAGCAGUGGCAGGAGGCCGUGCGGGCCAUGCCUUGGCUGGCGCUGCCCUUCGCCGACAAGCGCCGCAAGCUAAAACUAUGGAACAAAUACAGAGUCUCCAACAUUCCAUCACUGAUAUUUAUAGAUGCUUCCACGGGGAAGGUUGUGUGCAGAAACGGCUUGUUGGUGAUCCGGGAUGACCCCGAAGGGCUGGAGUUCCCCUGGGGACCAAAACCCUUCAGCGAAGUUGUUGCAGGGCCUCUGCUCAGAAACAACGGCCAGUCGCUGGACAGCACCACCCUGGAGGGCUCUCACGUGGGGGUCUAUUUCUCUGCGCACUGGUGCCCCCCCUGCCGAAGCCUCACGAGGGUCUUGGUGGAGUCCUACCGGAAAAUCAAGGAGGCGGGGCAGAAAUUUGAGAUUGUCUUCGUUAGCGCAGACAGGUCAGAGGACUCUUUCAAGCAGUAUUUCAGCGAGAUGCCCUGGCUAGCCGUGCCAUACGCUGACGAAGCCAGAAGAUCGCGCCUCAACCGGCUCUACGGCAUCCAAGGCAUCCCCACGCUCAUCGUCCUGGACGCCAAGGGAGACGUGAUCACGCGGCAGGGGCGGGUGGAAGUCCUGAAUGACACUGAAUGCCGAGAGUUCCCCUGGCAUCCCAAGCCUGUGCUGGAGCUGACAGACUCCAAUGCCGUCCAGCUGAAUGAGGGCCCGUGCCUCGUUCUCUUUGUAGAUUCGGAGGAUGACGGGGAGUCGGAGGCAGCUAAACAACUGAUUCAGCCGAUAGCAGAAAAAAUCAUUGCCAAGUACAAAGCCAAAGACGAGGAGGCGCCGCUGCUGUUCUUUGUGGCAGGAGAGGAUGACAUGACUGACUCCCUGCGGGAUUACACCAACCUGCCCGAAGCGGCGCCCCUGCUCACCAUCCUGGACAUGUCGGCCAGAGCCAAGUACGUGAUGGACGUCGAGGAAAUCACUCCUGAGAUUGUGGAAGCCUUUGUGAGCGACUUUCUAGCGGACAAGCUAAAACCUGAACCCAUCUGA